CAGAAAGAGCCUCCUCCACCACCACGACAGACGCCUCCCGUGCCCUUCCCUCUGCUGCCUUAAACCAGGUGGCUACUGCAGAGGCAUUCCCGGUCUUCGAGGAAGACACCUCUGAGGUUUCGACCUCUUCAUCUCCCCCUCCUCCUCCUUCUCCUCCCCGGCGCCGGUCGCGCCAAGUGACCAAUCUCGACCGCGCUGUGUUUCUCAGCCUCCCAAAGGCCAAAGUCUUCGACUACGUCGAAUACGUCAAGUGCCUGCGAACCCCUCCCUUCCUCCCUCCUUUCUCUCAGUCUGGCAGACAGGGUGCAGAAGCACCAAUUUCGACUUCAUUCAAUCUCACCACCACCCUCUCCUCUCCUGUCCUCGAAACUGCGCCAUGGGCUCAGUCACGGUCCCGGUGCCAGGACCAGCACGCCUCAAGCGCUCCGCUGGACCAGAUGAGUGGCUCGAAGCAGCAAAAAACUGCAAAUACCUCUCAGAAUACCACAUGAAACAACUCUGCGAGAUUGUCAAAGAGUACAUGAUGGAAGAGUCAAAUAUUCAACCUGUUUCUACGCCAGUUACCAUCUGUGGUGAUAUUCAUGGCCAAUUCUACGAUCUCCUCGAGCUAUUCAGAGUAGCAGGAGGCAUGCCAAAUGAAUCAGCGCCAGAAACUCCUGUCACACCUGCAAACAUUAUCACAUCUGCCGACAUCGAACCCCCCACUACCAUUACAAAUCCGAAACUGAAGAAGAAACUGAAACUUGGCGGUGCAGAACAUCCAGACACACAAAGUGAAAAGAGCAGCGAGAUUAGUGAUGCUGAAGAGAUACCCUCAUCACAACAGUCCGAAGUUGAAGACGAACGGUCAGAAUCAGGAAAUGUCAUUUCAAACCGACAAAAUGCCAACUUCAUUUUCCUCGGAGACUACGUCGAUCGUGGAUACUUUUCUCUCGAAACCCUCACCUUACUCUUAUGCCUGAAGGCCAAGUACCCCGAAAAGAUCACCUUAGUCCGAGGAAACCAUGAGAGUCGUCAAAUUACUCAAGUCUAUGGCUUUUACGAAGAAUGCGUGCAGAAAUACGGAAAUACCUCAGUAUGGAAGGCAUGUUGCCAGGUAUUCGAUUUCAUGACACUUGGAGCCAUAGUUGACGGCAAAGUCUUGUGUGUUCAUGGCGGCUUAUCUCCAGAAAUUCGCACCCUAGACCAAGUCAGAGUCGUUGCUCGAGCACAAGAAAUCCCUCACGAGGGUGCCUUCUGCGACUUGGUGUGGUCAGAUCCAGAAGAUGUCGAAACUUGGGCAGUAUCUCCUCGUGGCGCUGGUUGGCUGUUUGGAGACCGAGUCAGCCAGGAAUUCUGCCAUGUCAAUGGACUCAAUCUUAUCGCCAGAGCGCAUCAAUUGGUCAACGAAGGGUACAAGUAUCACUUCAAGAGUCAAGACGUGGUCACAGUCUGGAGUGCACCAAAUUACUGCUACCGUUGUGGCAACCUUGCAUCAGUCUGCGAGAUUGGUGAAGACAUGAAGCCCACAUUCAAAUUAUUCAGUGCCGUCAAAGACGAGUUACGACACGUUCCGCCCUCGAGAGGCGGCCGCAACGAAUACUUCUUGUAGUGGAAACGUUCUUACGAGAAUAAUACAUCUUGGGAUCAAUGAGCUUGGAGCCUUUCGCCACUUGAGAAUCGCACACUCUUCGGCAUAGCGAUGGCGUGCAUGGAAGAACAUCGCAGGCGGCACAGUGUACACUAUUGGAACGGCUAGGAAUAGAGCUAGCUAUGACAUGAAGCAUGAAAUGCAAAUGACAUGAUGAUUCUAAAGCAAUCAUCUUC
This is a messenger RNA of Exophiala oligosperma, 1806 nucleotides long. RefSeq names its product serine/threonine-protein phosphatase. Gene Ontology annotation, biological process: peptidyl-serine dephosphorylation; G1/S transition of mitotic cell cycle. NCBI's taxonomy places the organism in Eukaryota, Fungi, Ascomycota, Eurotiomycetes, Chaetothyriales, Herpotrichiellaceae. The record is from RefSeq and is a predicted model, not a curated record. Bases 377 to 1591 code for a protein of 404 amino acids. The transcript has a single exon. Gene Ontology annotation, molecular function: protein serine/threonine phosphatase activity. Gene Ontology annotation, cellular component: cytoplasm.